AUGAAUCUCGGAUCUAAGUACGAGAACUUCGAGAUCCCAAGAAGCAUAAGCACUCUUUUUGAAAGGAAGAAAGUAACAAACAAUAAACAAGUGGGGGCAUUGGAUUUAGUAUUAUUUAAUAACAAGGGAAUACAUCCUGUUUUGCGAAGAAACCAUUUUGAAACUGGGUCACUAUACAAAAAAAAGAGUUAUCAAAAAGUUGUAACUCCAAUUUUGCUUAAUAAUGUAUCACUUAAUAACAGAAAGGAUACUUCAAUGAUAACUUCAAUUUCCAGUCACAAAGGAUUACUAGCAAUAAGUAACACAAGAGGAGCAGUUGGAAUUUAUAAUAUUAAUGAGAUGCUUAAGUACAGGGAUUUAAACAAUGGAAAGGGCCCAGAAUUGAAGUUUCCAUUAGGGUAUGUACUAACAGAAAAUGAAAAAAGGAAAAUUAAAAGGGGACGAAGUUUUAAGCUGGAGCCUGUACACUACUUAAAUCCUGGAGAAAAUGAGAAUCAUAGAGGAGUGGUUUCUUCAAUUAAUUUGAGUCCUUAUGAUGGACAGUUAUUCGUGACAACUGGAUGGGAUGGAAAUCUUAAAAUAUGGGAUACUUUUGAAGGAAGUUGUGCAUUAACUUUAAGAUCUAGCAGCAAAAUAAACUACUCCCUGAUAAGUCAAAAAAAUCCGAAUAUUUUAAGUUUAGCUAUACAGAAUGGAACAGUGGGAAUAGUUGACUUAAGAAUUGGAGAGUUUUCUCAAACUUUAUUUUUAGACAAAAAAACUACUAACCUCAAGUUAGACAGACCAGAUUCACCAGUACUAAGUGUAGCUUGGAGGACUGAUUCCGAGGAUAUAUUAGCAACCACAUCCCAAAACGGUUUUAUUAGACUUUGGGACCUUAGAUUUGCACCUCAACCUUUUCUAUACAUGAAUAGUAACUUAACAGACUGGGAAUUCGUACAGGAAACAAAUAGCAUGACUCCUCUGUUACUCAGACAACAAAUGAUUCAGGAAGGAGUAGAGGAUUUUCAGAGCCAACAGAUAAGUCAAGAAAGACGACAUAAACAGAAUAAGGAACAGGGAAGAGAGCAGGAGUUAAAUGAAGAUGAGAAAAAAUUUCUUAAGGUUAUAAAGGAAAGCACUAAUGAAUCAAAGAUCUCUAAAAAAAGCUCUAGCGACUUCUUGAGCUUUUAUCAAAGCCAUUUUGGGAUUAGUGCACCUAGGACUAUAGGAUAUGCUCAUGAAAGUGGAGUAGGGUUUUGUCAGUUUUUGAAGAAUGGGAGAUUUUUGAUAUCCUCAGCUCAAGAUGGUACAAUCAAACUUUGGAAUGCUUUAAAUGGAAAGAACUGUUAUGUUUCCUAUGACAGCUUUGAGUCACAAGCUUUUUGGGAAGGGGAUGGACUGGUUGAAUUAGGAAUAGAUGACCAGAUCCAAAAAUACUUUAAAAGAUUCUCGUUAGAUUCUAAAGAUCAAGACACCUUGUUUCAUCCAAAUGGAAAUGAUAUAGGUAUAUGGAAUGUUAGAACAGGUAAAUGCUUAAAAAGACUUUCUGCACAUAUUAAUGCCAAGUCUGUAUCCAUAAUACAUUUAAAUUGCUAUUCUAAUUUAAUGUUUUCGGGAGACCAAAGUGGAUAUUUACAUAUGUGGAAUGCCAAUUAUUAG
This is a messenger RNA of Cryptosporidium ubiquitum, 1641 nucleotides long. RefSeq names its product WD repeats-containing protein. Gene Ontology annotation, molecular function: protein binding. The record is from RefSeq and is a predicted model, not a curated record. Gene Ontology annotation, biological process: transcription-coupled nucleotide-excision repair; protein polyubiquitination; proteasome-mediated ubiquitin-dependent protein catabolic process. Gene Ontology annotation, cellular component: nucleotide-excision repair complex; Cul4A-RING E3 ubiquitin ligase complex. The coding region runs from base 1 to 1641 and encodes 546 amino acids. The transcript has a single exon. NCBI's taxonomy places the organism in Eukaryota, Apicomplexa, Conoidasida, Eucoccidiorida, Cryptosporidiidae.